UUUGCAGAAGAAAAUAAGGAAAAAAAUGACAGAGAAUGGGUCAGGCAUUUACUAAGGUCUUGGUGGUGAAGAAGAUCAGGAAAAAGAAAAUAUUGAAAAAGUACUAAUAGAAGUCGUCAUCAUAGUUAAUAUCAGAGAAGCUUCAUCGUCAUUGAAGACCGUUAGGAAUCUUGGAUUCACUUAAGUUAGGGUUUCUGAAGCUCCCAAUCAUCAUUGGAGAAGGAGGGGCGGAAGAAAUUUUUAGGUUUAGAGGGAUUGAAAUUUCAUCCCAUAAUAUAGGGAAAAGGAUGGGCUUCUAAUUUUUUCAGAUUUGAUAUGUUUUAUAAUUAAGUUGGUAUAUUUUAUAAAUAUGAAAAAAUAUUUUUAUAUCUUGUAAUAUAGAAUCUUAAGUUAACAAGUAUUACUAUGUCAUUUUCCUUUCAAAGUUAUACCUAACGAGGAAUAAAUUCUUUAAUAACAUUGACAUAACUUGUGAAUAUUAUGACGUUAAUUUGUGCCCCUCUAGGCAUUAUAAGUUUGAUUUUGAAGGUAAAAUUAAAGACUAUCCCAUUUGAAGGACAAAACUUAAAAGGCCAUCACAAAUACACAGAACUUAAAGGCCAUCACAAAAGUGCAAAUGACCCAUUGAUUUCCUCCCCGCCCCCUAUCUUUGGGCUUUUUCUGUUUCUUCUAUCCUUGGGGUUUCAUUUUUCUCCUAAAGCUAAAAUUUUCACAGAUAUAUGAAUUUCUACUUGAAUUCAUAAAGUCUUGAUUUUUUACAGUGUUUGUGAUAGUAUUGCAGUUUGAAUAGAUCAUUUGGGUUGUGAAAAUGGAGGAAGGUGUUCCAAGUAGAGAAGAACCCAAAUCAUGGGAAGAGCUUUACAAUGUCAAUUUGGUUCCUUCUGAGCUUUUUCUCAAGUUCAGAAAAGAAAUUCAGGGUUUUCGUGUUGGCGUUAACCUGGAGUUUUAUAACAAUCCAAGCAAUGAAUAUAUUGGAAAACUGGUUUUAAAGCCUUUAGCUCCUGAACGGCAAUGGAAGUUCAUAUGUGAGCCUUUGCAUCGUGAAGUUCGCCUUCUAUCAAAGAAGAUCCCAGUUACAAAAUUUCUGAACCUUCAGGUAGGGAUAGGCCACAAUUUGCAGUUGCAUGCAACUGGUUGGAAAUGGAAGCUCACGACUUGUUUUGGUGGAGAUGGUGUCUCCAGGAUCCGCAAUAAGACGUCACUUGGAUUAUGUCCUGGUGUCGAUUUUCGUUUUGGGUGGAGAGCAGACUAUGUUCUUCCUGAAAUUACUGGGGCUGUAGGCACCGACGAGCCAUUGUUCAAUAUGAACUCUGGAAAAUUAGAAGCAUCGCUGGAUAGAGUGGAGGCCAUCUUUAGCCAAUAAGCACAACGAUCACUUGAAUAUGCAGGAGGAAAAGGAGUGGGGAAGUGAAAAAUGGAUAUAUGGAACCGCGAUGGGUUGUAUAGCCAACGACCCUCUUCAUACAAUGUGCUUCGAGAGCAAUAUCUUUUGUGAAAUGAUGAAUACGCAAACUUAUCCCAAAUCCUGUUAUUUAGAUUGUUAUUAAUAUGUUCUUUAAUUUCAUCUCUGCACAAUUCUUUGAUGUACAAAGCAGGAUUUGAAAAUUCGGUUUUUCAUUAUUCA
Molecule: messenger RNA, 1624 nt
Organism: Lycium barbarum (goji berry)
Lineage: Eukaryota; Viridiplantae; Streptophyta; Magnoliopsida; Solanales; Solanaceae
Exons: 5
Coding region: 809-1363 (184 amino acids)
Source: RefSeq, a predicted model, not a curated record